Molecule: messenger RNA, 261 nt
Organism: Eimeria mitis
Lineage: Eukaryota; Apicomplexa; Conoidasida; Eucoccidiorida; Eimeriidae
Exons: 1
Coding region: 1-261 (86 amino acids)
Source: RefSeq, a predicted model, not a curated record
AUGCAGCAGCAGCAGCAGCAGCAGCAGCAAGUGCACGAGCACCAGCAGCAGCAGCAGCAAGUGCACGAGCAGCAGCAGCAGCAAGUGCACGAGCAGCAGCAGCAGCAGCAGCAAGUGCAGCAGCAGCAGCAACAAGUGCAGCAGCAGCAGCAGCAGCAGCAGCAGCAGGAUACCGAAGAGAAGGAGGGAGAAGUGAGGACGAUCUUUUGCAGCUCCUUUACGGUGAAGCAGCCUCCCUCCUUCGCUAGAUAUAAAGCCUAA